Lycium ferocissimum is the source of this 2283-nucleotide messenger RNA. RefSeq names its product protein NEDD1-like. Gene Ontology annotation, cellular component: kinetochore microtubule. Gene Ontology annotation, molecular function: gamma-tubulin complex binding; protein binding. NCBI's taxonomy places the organism in Eukaryota, Viridiplantae, Streptophyta, Magnoliopsida, Solanales, Solanaceae. Gene Ontology annotation, biological process: regulation of phragmoplast microtubule organization; positive regulation of cytokinesis; regulation of mitotic spindle organization. The record is from RefSeq and is a predicted model, not a curated record. Bases 1 to 2109 code for a protein of 702 amino acids. The transcript is spliced from 9 exons.
AUGAAUUCUACAGAUUCAAUGAAGACUCUUUUGGCCACUAGUGGCGGUGACACUGUUAAGUUAUUUGACCUGUCAUUAGAACCCCGUGAUCCCUGCAUUCUUAGUUACACUCCUUCACCUGGUUUCCAAGUUAACUCCGUCAAAUGGAACCAUACGAAUUUGGUGGUGGCAAGUGGCGGAGAUGACAAGAAGAUAUCUUUGUGGAGGAAAAAUGGACAGACUUUGGGGACUCUGGCUGGCAGUGAUGGUGGUGAUUAUAUCGAGGAGUCUAUUUCAACAAUUAACUUUAGCAGCAAAGCAACCAGAUACAUUUGUUCUGGAGGCAGUGGUCAAGUUGUACGAAUAUGGGAUUUGCAGCGGAAGCGUUGCAUCAAAUGGUUGAAAGGUCAUACUGAUACUAUUAGCAGUGUAAUGUACAACUGCAAAGAUGAGCACUUAGCUUCUAUCAGUCUUAAUGGGAAUCUUAUACUUCACAACCUUGCAUCUGGUGCAAAGGCUGCUGAACUCAAGGAUCCAAAUUGCCAGGUUUUGAGAGUGCUUGAUUAUUCUAAGAUCAGCAGGCAUGUAUUGGUAACAGCUGGUGACGAUGGAUCUGUCCACUUGUGGGAUACUACUGGUCGCAGUCCCAGGGUUUCUUGGCUAAAACAGCAUUCUGCGCCAACUUCUGGCAUUAGUAUCUCACCAUCAAAUGACAAGAUUGUUGGUAGUGUUGGUAUGGAUAAGAAGUUGUACACUUAUGACUCGGGCUCAAGAAGGCCAUCAUUUUGCAUCCCUUAUGAAGCACCUUUUUCUUCACUGGCAUUCAGUGAUGAUGGCUUCACUCUAGCAGCUGGAACAAGUAGUGGCCGUGUGGUAUUCUACGACGUUCGUGGAAAACCACAACCCUUGACUGUUUUACGCGCUUAUGGAAAUUCUGAGGCUGUGACAAGUUUAUGCUGGCAAAGAUCAAAACCUGUAAUGGUCAAUGAAAGCAAUUGCACAACAGAGAUAGCUCUUCUAGGCAGUUGUGUGGAGGACUCAAUUUUAAUGCCUGAUCCACUUCCUGCUAUCAUAUCAUCAAGUUCCAGAACCGCAGUUCAUUCAGGUUUUGUGGACUCAUUUUCUUUUCCAGCAGGCAGUGCAGGAUCUACAUCUGGGACCGAGGAAACACCCAUACAAAGUAGCUUGUGGAAAGGUGGAUCUUUGGCAAGAUUACAUGCUCCUCAUAACUUCAAGGAUGAUAUGGAUGUCUUUUCCCCUCUUGUCGAAGUUAGGCCAAUUACGCCUUCAUUUGAUGAGUUGUGGGAUGAUCAUCAAGGUUUCAAAAAGGAUCUUGAUCAGACAUCUUUGCUAUUUCCUUCAGAAGCUUGGGGUGGUGAGAGAUUAUCUGAUAGAUUAACUCACAUUCAGCAGUCAGGAAACAUGCCUUCUCGUUUUGCAAUCUCGACAUCUGGUCCUCUUGCACCAGGAAAUAUGUUAUCUGGAUUACAGGAUACUGUUCCAGCAACUCAGAAUAUCAGCUCUUUGACCAGUUCUAAUUUGAGUUUGGCAAAGUUGUGCAUUAAAGAAAAUCCAAAUGAAGAAAAUUCUCUAGGAUCAUCACGACAUGUUCCCUCUAGUUCCACAUCUUUUUCACUCGGAACAAAAGACAUUUCAGGGCAGGGCACUACACCGUCAUUCAGUGAUGGCAUCCAGUCAGUUGGUUCUUCACAAACUCAAGCUGAAACAAGGGAGAAGCUUUUGAAUAGCUUGUUGUCUAGGUCUGCCACGUCAUCUGCUAUAGCAGCUGGCGUUUUUCAAGCAAUGAAUGCUGAAAUCACGCAAUCACAAAGGUCCACUCUGCCUGAGUUGCAGCAGAGAAGUCCUACCCAACCAUUUCAAAGUACGCAAGAAGAAACUCUUUCUGCCUUUGAAAAAUCCGCUCUUGAGUAUAUGAGGAAUCUUCAUUUAGAUAUGACAAGACAAAAUCAUAUGCUGCAGUUGUAUAGUAUCUGUUGCUUAAGACUUUUGAACAUUAUGCAGGAAAACCUAGCAGAAGUGAUGAAAGAGGUUCAAUUAAAUCGGAGAGAAUUACAGAAGCUUCGUCAGGAUAAUCAGUACAUACUCAGCAAAUUAUACAUGUGCAUAUAAGAUUUCUUAUACUCAAGAAAUAAAGAUGUUCUGCUACGGCAUAUGUUCAUCCUGAGACAAGUGUGAACAAGCAGCAGUUUUUUACCAAAAUGCAACAGAUUUUUCUUCAAUACUUUGAAACUAUGUCUGCUUGAAGACACGAAGAUUUAUUUGGAUGGGCAUACACAUGGACUG